Cololabis saira (Pacific saury) is the source of this 3906-nucleotide messenger RNA. It is a transcript of the gene edar, whose product is annotated as ectodysplasin A receptor. The record is from RefSeq and is a predicted model, not a curated record. The transcript is spliced from 12 exons. NCBI's taxonomy places the organism in Eukaryota, Metazoa, Chordata, Actinopteri, Beloniformes, Belonidae. Gene Ontology annotation, cellular component: plasma membrane. The coding region runs from base 202 to 1764 and encodes 520 amino acids. Gene Ontology annotation, molecular function: signaling receptor activity. Gene Ontology annotation, biological process: positive regulation of JNK cascade; positive regulation of canonical NF-kappaB signal transduction.
AAAGUGCAGGCUGAGACACAACUGGAGCUGCGUGAAACUUCUCGAGACAGCCAGUCCGUGGGCGAUGCUCCAGCGACCCCGCCAGUCACCCUGAUCAGCGCCCACCGGGACCCGUCCGGCCGCCAGCUGAUCCCACCGGGGGCAGCCGGAGAAAGCAGAGCAGCCUCACACCUCCCCGAGCUGCAGGAAGAAGACCCAAAGAUGCCAGAGAGGCGACGUCAGAGGAAGUUUGUUAUUUUGUCCUCAUUAUUGGUGUGUUGUAUGCUUGCUGGUGCAGAGUAUUCCAGCUGUGGAGAGUAUGAGUUCUUCAACCAAACCAGCGACAGCUGCCAGGCCUGUCCUCAGUGCCAGCCAGGACAAGAACCGCAUAUGACCUGUGGUUACGGUGUGAAAGAUGAAGACUUUGCCUGCGUGCCAUGCCCAAAGGGAAAAUAUUCCAAAGGAAAGUAUGAGAUCUGCAGACGCCAUAAAGACUGUGACGCUCUCUACCAAGCUACUGUCCGUGUAGCAGGAACUCCAGAAAGUGAUGCUGAGUGUGGACCUUGCUUACCGGGGUAUUACAUGCUGGAGAACAGGGGCAGAAACCUCUACGCGAUGGUUUGCCACUCCUGCCAGAACGCCCCACGCAACACCAAAGAAUGCAUGCAAAUCAACAAGUCGAAGGGAAAACCUUCGAUUGCUCAUGGCAGUACAACAGUCUUCCCUCAUGUAAAUAAAGCCUUUUUCUCAGAUGCUCCAGGUCAGAGCCACCUUGCAACAGCUCUCAUAAUCGCCAUGUCCACCAUUUUUAUCAUGGCCAUCGCCAUCGUCCUCAUCAUCAUGUUCUACAUCUUGAAGGCCAAACCGAGUGGCCAGGCAUGUUGUUCCGGACAAGUUGUGAAGGCAGUGGAGGCUCAGACCAACAAACAGGAAGACAAGAAAGACAUGCCUGACAGUGUGGUGAUCUUCUCAGAGAAAGACGAGUACGACAAACUGAAAGCUCCUCCUCAGAAGACAGUGAAGAGUGAAAACGAUGCAUCAUCAGAGAAUGAGCAGCUGUUAAGCCGCAGCAUUGACAGUGACGAGGAGCCACCAUCAGAUAAACGGGGAUCGGCGGAGACUACAAACCACAACCUCUGCCUCGUCAACUUGGGCAACAAGCCGGACCUCUGCUUGCUCUCUCUGGGACUCCUGGACCGCGGCCGCACCUGCAACGGCACCUCUGCCACGGCCGCGGCCAGCCAGGCCUCCAGCAUCCCCAGUCCCAACCACAUCAUCAAUGGCAACCACAUCAGCGGUGUGAAUGCCAUCAACAACAACAAUAAAACUCCAGGGAUGCUGCAAAGUCGAAGGAAAAAGAUAUUGGAUCUUUAUAACAGAACUUGCAAUGUUACUGAGGGCCUGAGCCCCACGGAGCUUCCCUUCGACUGCCUGGAGAAGGCCAGCCGCAUGCUGAGCUCCUCCUACAGCAGCGAUGCGGCCGUGGUGAAGACAUGGAGGCACCUGGCCGAGAGCUUCGGGCUGAAGCGCGACGAGAUCGGCGGCAUGAGCGACGGCCUUCAGCUCUUUGAGAGAGUCAGCACGGCGGGCUACAGCAUCCCGGACCUCCUUACUCGCCUGGUGCAGAUUGAGAGGCUAGACGCUGUGGAGUCCCUGUGUGCAGACGUGCUGGGAAACAGUGAGGUAGCGGCAGCAGCGGGACGGCAGAGCGUCAACAGCUUUCACAGCCAGUUAGUCUGUUCCUCCGCGUGCACGUCCCCAUCCCAGCGCUGCGCCAGCGUCUAAAUAUCUGGAAGAGUUGAGACUUUAGAGACUUGGAUAUGAUGGAGAAGACCCCAUCACAUGAAGAAUGUCAGUGGGCUAACCGUCCACCUUUUUAUGUUCAGAAGCUAACAGUCCCAUAUUCCCUGUUGUGCUAUUUCAGCUAUUUCCUGUGCAACAUAUAAUACUUAGAAUUUGUUUUUUUUCUUUUGUUUUUUGUGGUCUGAAAAAGAAAAGUAUAUCUUCCUCAAAAACUGUAGGAAAAAAAUGCGCUGGACGCAACACAAUGUUUCCCGAAAGUUAUAAGAAAUUUGUUAUAACAUUUUUUUUUUUUUUUUUUUAACUGUGUAAAAGUCGCUGGCCUCCAUUGGGUAUUGGCCCAAACUGUACUCUCACUUUAAACUAAGAGCAAACCAUGGUGUUUUUUCCUGCAGUUGAUGCAACCAGAUGUCUCCUUGGGUACAACGUAAGUGAUCUGGUUUGACCGCAGCAUUAGUUAGCAUUCAUAACCGCUGCUUUGACUGCGCUGUCAUCACACAGGAUGGACUACAGAUACGAGUUCCCUACAUAGAAGGGAAUCAUCGUGGCCAGCUGGAAAUGCUAAAACAUCAUUAGGCUCAGCUGUCAUCUGGAAAACUCGCCUGUGGACUUUUGGGGGGCAUUUUUCAACGCCUCCUGUGUCUGAGGAAGACGAGGGCAGCUCAGGAUGUUUUCAUUUUGAAGGAAUCGCGAGGAUCCUGUACAUUUUGGGUUUAAUUAUCCAGUUAAGUAUCCAUUGAUUACUCUACAGUACGUCUUUGGGGCAUAAGUGUUGAAAUGCUGAUGACAUGCAGAUGUAGUAAAUGGAAAAAUUCAACAAAUCACCUCGAGUAGAAAAAGCCAAAAACACAGAUUCAUAAUCUUACUUACUGGUUGAACACAACACUCUGCCUAAGACCACAUGUCUAUAACUUUAAUACACCGAUUCAAAUACUCUCCUACAGCAGCUACUUCCUCAGCAGUGACCCAGCCUGUGACCCCCCCACCACCAAUAACUUUUACUGUUACUCCCCUUGUACCCCAAUCUUGCGGUUUAGUGCUGCCGCCAGCCCUAAUUAUUUGGCGUGUGGCUCCCCGUGCCCCUAAUAAGCUGACGUGUUGUGGUUUAUAGAGCGAGUGCAAAGUGCCUGUGAUUUCCAGCACCUAAUUAAGCAUUUAGAGGCAUUUAACCACUGAAAGCCCAGUGGAAACGCUAUAAAAGCCGGGCAUUAAAACCCCCUAGCCAAGACAGAUGAAUGACAAACUGCCCCCAGGGUUGCUGUGAACAGUGUGAGGGUGCCGUUGGUCACGGCGGAGGCAGCGCCAUGGUUGUCCUGCAACGCCUGCUCUUAUUCAGCUUUUGUGGUUGACUCAGUCAUGCUCAGACAGGAUUUUAGCUCCCCUCUCCAUUAUCGGACCAACAGACUGAGCUAGAACAAUGUGCAGUUCUGUGAGUUCUGAAAAGCAGCAAAAGCUGAUUAGGUGUUGUAUGCUCGGUUGAAAAACACAGUCGUGAAAAAGAGACUAUUUUUUCCCUAUAUUUGAGGCCGUGUAAAUACAGCUUCUGAUGAACAACAACCUAUAAUAUAGAGUCAUUAAGCACUUUAAAAAAAAAGUCAUCCAAAAUACAGGAAGAGUGAAACAAACAAACAAACAAAAAGAGAAAGUGGGUAUUAAGGCAAGUGGAGGUGCUAAUCAAACCCACUUGCAUUGUUGAUCAAGACCACAUUGCAUAGUUUUUGCAGUUUGUCUUAACAAAAUACCAAGGAAAAGAGACAUAAGCAUUGAUGUUUGGGAAGCAAACGAUGCUGUACAUCAGUCUGGGAAAGGUUAUGAUUCCAUUUCAAAAGUAUUCAGCGCUCGUCAUUCUACAAAAUGAUUAUUUACCAGUGGAAAACCCUCCAGACAGUUGCCAAUCUUCCCAGGAGUGCCAAUUCCAGCUAACUCACACCAGCAUCAGACUAUGCAAUGCUCAGAGAAACUAAAAGAGAUACGUCUCAGCCUUCACGGGCUUCAAGAUGAAUGUCAAGGUUCACAACAACACGAUCAGUUAGAGACCUUGGAGGAGGGUCAAUUAAAUGUAUUUGAAAAGAGAGGUGUGAUGGUGCAUAGUGGGAGAGAGGUGGGCUGGUUUUAAAACCAGAGGAC